Molecule: messenger RNA, 486 nt
Organism: Melospiza melodia melodia
Lineage: Eukaryota; Metazoa; Chordata; Aves; Passeriformes; Passerellidae
Product: olfactory receptor 14J1-like
Exons: 1
Biological process (GO): G protein-coupled receptor signaling pathway
Cellular component (GO): membrane
Molecular function (GO): olfactory receptor activity; odorant binding
Source: RefSeq, a predicted model, not a curated record
AAACCCCUGCACUACGGGACCCUCCUGGGCAGCAGAGCUUGUGCCCACAUGGCAGCAGCUGCCUGGGCCAGUGGCUUUCUCAAUGCUCUGCUGCACACAGCCAAUACAUUUUCCCUGCCCCUGUGCCAUGGCAAUGCCCUGGGCCAGUUCUUCUGUGAAAUCCCACAGAUCCUCAAGCUCUCCUGCUCCAAAUCCUACAUUAGGGAAUUUGGGCUGCUUGCUGUUAGUGCCUGUUUAUCAUUUGGUUGUUUUGUGUUCGUUGUUUUCUCCUAUGUGCAGAUCUUCAAGGCUGUGAUGAGGAUCCCCUCUGAGCAGGGACGGCACAAAGCCUUUUCCACCUGCCUCCCUCACCUGGCCGUGGUCUCUCUUUUCUAUAGCACUGGCACAUUUGCCUACCUGAAGCCCCCCUCCAUCUCCUCCCCAUCCCUGGAUCUGGCCCUGUCAGUUCUGUACUCAGUGGUGCCUCCAGCCCUGAACCCCCUCAUC